This is a messenger RNA of Funneliformis mosseae, 228 nucleotides long. NCBI's taxonomy places the organism in Eukaryota, Fungi, Glomeromycota, Glomeromycetes, Glomerales, Glomeraceae. The record is from the annotation of a GenBank genome assembly.
AUGUCACAUGAUUCGACUAAUAGCUCUCGUCAAACUUCUACUCCAAGAACUCUAAAUACUCCAAAACAGUUUUUAAAACGUUAUGCUGAAGCUCAAUCAAGGUUAGCAGCAAAAAAACAGAAGUUGUUAGAAGAGGGUGUUAUAAAAAAAUAUAAUACUCUGAGAAAACCAUCCACUUAUUUAUUAGGCCAGAAUAUUUUAUUGGAACUUUAUCAAAGACCCAUAUAG